Molecule: messenger RNA, 1281 nt
Organism: Echinostoma caproni
Lineage: Eukaryota; Metazoa; Platyhelminthes; Trematoda; Plagiorchiida; Echinostomatidae
Source: the annotation of a GenBank genome assembly
AUGGAAGCUGGGUUCAAAUCUACAUUGAUUCACCGGGUGAUGCAGCCACCAGGGGAUAAAUGCGAUUUGAUCGAGGACUUUACUCAUCAUGUGUCUAUUGAUGACUGUCUUUUCGAAGAAGAAAUCGCCUGUUUGGGAUUUGAUGAUGAUGAUAAAACCCGAACAGAUCUAACAGUACUCAAUUCAGUUCUCUUUGACGAGGACGCAUCGGACCAGUACCUAAUACUCGAUUCAGUUCCCUUUGACGAGAACGCAUUGGACCAGUACUACUACACUAUGCCGAUGACCAGGAACCAACAGAAAAGGCUCACCGACUCUGGACCGCUGGAUAUAUCACAUUCGGUGGAUAUGAACCCCGAUCCUCCUUCCCCAAUCCUGUCUAUCGCAGAAAACAAUGUGGGUAAGCAGUUUUCUUCCCGUUCCCCAUUGUUUGGCAUGGCUAUUAAUGUAGACAAGGCAGGUAGUGAGAUCUCAAAUAAUUGGUCGUCGGUCAGUAGCAUUAGUAGGCUGCGACAGAUAGAAGCCGAGGAAAUAGAGCUGGAGAUGCAGAGACUGAAAUUAAGGCAGCGGCAACUGUCCUUAGAAAGACGACUAGCAUUAGGCAGCCAGCAAGCUAGUGACGAAGAAGCCGAAGCACACGUCCAAGCCGAGGUCACACAGAAAAACCAUUUGGACUCCGUCAAAACGUGCCUGGAAAGCCAUCAAGCAACCGCUCCAGUCGAUGGGAAUCAGAACCUUUUCCCAAAGGUAAUAACACAUCGCCAACUCAGGCUACCGGAUGUCGAGAUUGCUAAGUUUGAUGGAACCCCGAAACGUUUAUGGAGGUUCCUUAGUAGCUUCAAGGCAGACAUAGCUAGCCACUCGCUCAACGAUAGAGAGCGACUAUGUUAUUUGAUUCAUUUUUGUGUCGGUGAAGCCAGGGAAGCUAUUGAGGAUUGUGUGUUGUUGACCGCGUCAGAAGGAUACUCGCGGGCGAUGCAUAUUUUGGAAACCCAGUUCGGAUGCCCGGAUGAUGUCGCUGAGGGUCUCCUGGAUGAAUUGUGCAAUGGGAGUAGACUCAGAGCAAGUGACGUCAAUGGUCUACGAAAACUUGUACGGCAGGUGGUCGCCAGCGAGAUUUCCCUAGCAGAAAUGGGUUACGAGUCAAUCCUCAACUGCCCGACUNACCUUCACUUAUUGUUACGGUCAAGGAGUGACUUCUACGAUCAUAUCUCCGUGGAAACGGGAGGAAGAUGUGCAACGCGUGCACGGACCGAGGAGAAGAAUAAACGCGAUAGCUAG